AUGACAAAGGAGAAACAAGAGAUGGAGACAGAAACUGGAAGUGCUGAGGAGGAUGAGAUGAAUGAAAGGCCAAAGUGGGACAAUAAAGUUCAAUAUUUGUUAACCUGCAUAGGUUUUGCUGUGGGACUUGGUAAUGUGUGGAGAUUUCCAUAUUUGUGUCAGAUCUAUGGUGGAGGGGCGUUUCUGAUUCCUUAUGUCAUUGCCUUGGUGUUUGAGGGACUUCCUCUGUUGCACAUGGAGCUGGCCAUCGGACAACGGCUCCGCAUGGGAAGUGUUGGAGUCUGGAACUCAAUAUCCCCAUAUUUGGGAGGUUUAGGUGUGGCUUCCAUGGCAGUAUCCUUCCUAGUUGGUCUGUUCUACAACAUGAUCUUAGCCUGGAUCCUCUGGUACUUCUUCCACUCCUUUCAAAGUCCACUACCCUGGAGGGACUGCCCAAUAAACUUGAAUCAUACUGGGUAUGUAACCGAAUGUGAAAAGAGCUCACCAGUGAACUAUUUUUGGUAUCAUGAAACACUGAACAUAACACCAGACAUCGAGACCAGUGGGUCCUUACAGUGGUGGCUCGUGUUGUGUCUUGCAUCUGCUUGGUGCCUUGUGUACAUCUGCUUCAUACGUGGAAUUGAGACCAUAGGAAAAGCCAUUUACGUCACGGCCACUUUUCCAUAUCUUGUUCUGACGAUCUUCUUGGUCAGAGCCUUGACUCUGUCUGGGGCAAGUGAUGGCUUAAUAUAUCUCUUCACUCCGAAUUGGGAAACCCUGAAGAAUCCUAAAGUCUGGUUGGAUGCUGCUACUCAGAUCUUUUUCUCUUUGUCUUUGGCCUUUGGGGGACUUAUUGCUUUUUCCAGUUAUAAUGCUCAGAAGAAUAAUUGUGAGAGAGAUGCCCUAAUUGUUGGAUGUGUGAACAGUUUUACAUCGAUAUAUGCAUCAAUUCCUAUUUUUGCCAUUCUUGGAUUUAAAGCAAAUGAAAACUACAACGAUUGCCGAAAUUGGAACAUACUAAGACUGACAAAUGCAUUUAACAUUGGGGAUGAAAACAUAACUCUUGAAAACUAUGAUCACUGGUUAAACUAUCUCAAUGGAACUGAUCCGUCAGAGGUCGAAAGCCUCAGUCUAAAAACCUGCAAUCUUCAGACUUUCCUUGACCAGAGCGCUUCUGGAACUGGACUGGCCUUCAUUGUGUUCACUGAGGCGGUGAUAAGAAUGCCAGGCUCUCAGGUAUGGGCGGUGCUGUUCUUUGUAAUGCUCUUCAGCCUGGGCCUGUCCUCCAUGUUUGGAAAUCUAGAGGGGGUCCUCACUCCUCUGCUGGACCUGCACAUGGUUCCACCCUGGCUUCCUAAGGAGAUUUUCACAGGGUUAAUAUGUCUCAUAUCCUUUACUGUGGCUCUCAUCUUUACUCUGGGAUCUGGAAACUACUGGCUGGAGAUAUUCAACAGCUACGUGGGAUCCAUGCCUCUGCUCAUCAUAGCAUUCUUUGAGAUCAUCAGUGUGGUUUACAUCUAUGGAAUAAAUAGGUUUAAUGACGACAUUGAAUGGAUGACAGGUCGGAGGCCGAACAUCUACUGGCAGGCUACUUGGCGCUUCAUCAGCCCUUUCAUGCUACUCGUGGUUUUUGUUGCAUACGUUGUGAUUGAGGCAGAAAAACGACCGACAUAUAGCGCCUGGAACCCAGAUUACGUGAACUUCCCCCUCGCUGAUGUUCUGCACUAUCCUGAAUGGGUUUUUGUUAUCUGUGUGCUCCUAUCUGUCCUUCCUGUCGUGUCCAUUCCUCUUGUGGCUCUCUACAGAUUCAUCGGUUUCCUGAAGAAGUACAUCAUGGACAGGCACAAUCAAAACCCAUACGCAAUUGAAUUCUGUAAUGGAGAAUUUUAA
Messenger RNA from Seriola dumerili (greater amberjack), 1869 nucleotides. RefSeq names its product sodium-dependent neutral amino acid transporter B(0)AT3-like. Gene Ontology annotation, cellular component: plasma membrane. Gene Ontology annotation, biological process: sodium ion transmembrane transport. Lineage: Eukaryota; Metazoa; Chordata; Actinopteri; Carangiformes; Carangidae. The record is from RefSeq and is a predicted model, not a curated record. Bases 1 to 1869 code for a protein of 622 amino acids. The transcript is spliced from 12 exons.